UCCGCCAGUCAGCGCAGCCGCCGGCGUCCUGCGCUCCCUGCGCCUCUCCGCCGCCCCGCGCCGGGCGAUGCUGCUUGGCCCGGCCGGCCAGGGGCGGCCCCGCUCCCCCUUCUGCGCCCACUGAACCGACCGCCGAACAGGUGCGCCUGGACCGGGGAGAGCUCGCGGGGGAGAGGCUGGCCGGCGCGGGGGGAGGGCGGCGGUCCCGGCCUUGGCACAGCCUGACGAUCCCGCGUGGCUCUCCAGCCCCCCCACUUCCUUCACCACUCGCCCCCUUUCUUCUCCCUCCGUCGCUGGAUGUUUCCAUUUUCUCCCCGGUUCUCGCGUGUCUGUCCGCCUUUUGUCGCCAUUCACGGUAUCUCUCUCUCCUCCCCCCCUCCUUUUAAUAAUUUCUCUUAAAAAACCGCUCGCCUGCCGGAUUCCAGCCCAUCACUGACCCGCUUCGUUUUUAAAGCGGUGUUUGGCACGAACUUCCAGACGCCCCCCUUUCUUCCCUCCAGCCCCCCACCCCACCCCCCGCCGGCCAUCGCUCGCCCCCCGCGCCAGUACCGUGUGCGGCCAGCCUGGGGGAUGAAGGCGCCUCUGUGAAGCCCGGCCAUGGAAGGAUCCAGCGGCUCCAGUUUUGGAAUAGACACGAUUUUGUCCAACCCCAGGUCCGGCAGCCCGGGCGGGAUGAACGGCGACUUUCGGGCGGUCCACGGCGAGGCGCGGGCGGCGGAUUUUCGCAACCAGGCCACGCCGUCGCCCUGCUCGGAGAUCGACACGGUGGGGACGGCGCCCUCGUCGCCCAUCUCGGUCACCGCGGAGCACCCCGAGCAGCCGCACCUGGCGCCAGACGCGCUCCCCCCGCCGCCGCCGCCGCCGCCGCCUCCUCCUCCGCAGCACCUCCACCUCCACCACGGCCAGCCGCCGCCGCCGCCAAGUUUGCAGCCCUCCCCGCAACAGCAGCAGCAGCAGCAGCAGCAGCAGCCCCCGGGCAGCUCCGGGCCGCGGACUUCCACCUCCUCGUUCCUCAUCAAGGACAUCCUGGGGGACAGCAAACCGCUGGCCGCCUGCGCCCCGUACAGCACCAGCGUGGCCUCGUCGCCCCACCACACCCCCAAAGCCGAGGCCAACGCGGCCGCCGAGACCUUCCGGCCCAAACUGGAGCAGGACGACGCCAAGAGCAAGCUCGACAAGCGCGACGACGCCCAGAACGAGCUCAAGUGCCACGGGACGAAAGAAGAAGGCGAUCGUGAAAUUACAAGCAGCCGGGAUAGCCCCCCUGUGCGAGCCAAGAAGCCCCGCAAGGCGCGGACGGCCUUCUCGGACCAUCAGCUCAACCAGCUGGAGCGCAGUUUCGAGCGGCAGAAGUACCUGAGCGUGCAAGACCGCAUGGACUUGGCGGCCGCCCUCAACCUGACCGACACCCAGGUCAAAACCUGGUACCAAAACCGGAGGACCAAGUGGAAGCGGCAAACGGCCGUGGGGCUGGAGCUGCUGGCCGAAGCUGGGAAUUAUUCGGCUCUGCAGAGGAUGUUCCCGUCGCCCUAUUUCUACCACCCCAGCUUGCUGGGCAGCAUGGACAGCACCACGGCCGCCGCAGCCGCCGCGGCCAUGUACAGUAGCAUGUACCGGACUCCGCCUGCUCCUCACCCCCAGCUCCAGCGGCCUCUGGUCCCCCGCGUGUUGAUCCACGGCCUGGGGCCCGGGGGGCAGCCGGCCCUCAACCCCUUGUCCAACCCCAUCCCGGGGACCCCUCAUCCGCGGUGAAAAAGCUCCCUGGCCUCCCUCUCCCUGGCUCCCCCCCAAGUCCAGCCAACAGACUGCACCCCCCCCCCCCAAAGCCAAAAGGAGUUAUUGAGAAGGGGGGCGGAAGAGACGCGGGCGGGGAGUCAAACGGGGGAGAUCUUCUUCAGGCAGCCCCCCCAAAGCCGGUCGGCUUAAGAGCGCAGAGACUCUGGAACCAGUACGUGAAGCCCGCAUCCCCUUCGCGGGGACCGGGGGUGGGGUGGAGAGGCUCUAGAAGAGAGAGACAGAGAACGAGAAAAGAAAAAAAGGAGCGCGACCGAGAGACCCGGCCAGAUACUACAAAGACUCUGGAGUGACACAAAGGAGAGAGAGAGAGAGAGAGAGAGAGAGAGAGAGAGAGAGAGAGAGAAACGAUGCCCCCUCCCCCAACCUAGAUCUCAGAAGACCAGGAAGGGGGCUGGGCUGGGCUGGGGGGGAACGGAGAAGUUUGCACUGAAUUCUCAUGACCUUUUUUCUUACUGAAAAGUGGCAUGCUCCGUAUUCUAUAAAUAUAUAUAUAAUAUAAAUAUAUAUAUAUAGAUAUAAAUUAUGUACAGUUUGAACAGGCCGGAGUGCGAAGUGAUAUAUCAUAUUUAUUAUAUGUUGUCCCCUGAAAACAAAAGUCACUUAUUAUGCAUUAGUUAAAAAACAACAACAAAGAACAAACAACAAAGAAAUUUUUUUCCUCCUCUCCUCUCUCCUUUUUCUUUUUCUUUUUUUUGAUUCAGUAAAACAAAUGUUUAGAUGAUAAAAAAGUAUAGAUUUUUUUGAGGACUGAAAAUGGCAAAAAUGAAGGGAAGAAAAAGAAAUAAACUUUUAUCUUUU
Molecule: messenger RNA, 2595 nt
Organism: Sphaerodactylus townsendi
Lineage: Eukaryota; Metazoa; Chordata; Lepidosauria; Squamata; Sphaerodactylidae
Gene: BARHL2
Product: BarH like homeobox 2
Exons: 3
Coding region: 598-1752 (384 amino acids)
Biological process (GO): regulation of transcription by RNA polymerase II
Cellular component (GO): nucleus
Molecular function (GO): RNA polymerase II transcription regulatory region sequence-specific DNA binding; DNA-binding transcription factor activity, RNA polymerase II-specific
Source: RefSeq, a predicted model, not a curated record